Megalobrama amblycephala (Wuchang bream) is the source of this 3887-nucleotide messenger RNA. Its product is annotated as patched domain-containing protein 3-like. Lineage: Eukaryota; Metazoa; Chordata; Actinopteri; Cypriniformes; Xenocyprididae. The record is from RefSeq and is a predicted model, not a curated record. Gene Ontology annotation, cellular component: membrane. The transcript is spliced from 5 exons. The coding region runs from base 868 to 3492 and encodes 874 amino acids.
GUUCAAGUAGAAACGUGUACGUUAAUGGUUUUGAUGUUAUUAUGAUGAUGUGAUGUUAUGAUGAAAAUCUUGCAUGUUUUUAUUUGUACAAUAUGAUAUUAUUCUAUGUUGGGAAACUGAAAGUGAAAGUGAGAUGUGAAGGCGUAACCCACACUCUGAAUGUGUGCUCUGCGCUUAACCCAUCUGGUUAGAGCACACACAGUAGGAGUGAUGCUAUGACUCACACUCACACACACACACACACACACACACACGCCUGAGUGAUUUCAGCCUGCCCUGGAAUAUCUAAAGCAGAUCCGCAACAGAUCGGAAACCACGUGACGCGGGGUUAGUUCCACUGCGGCUAUUAGAUUAAUGUGCUCUUUUCUCAAAUGUCGCUUCUUACCUUUUCUGCUUUGUCUGUUUUCCUAAUUACUGUCGUAUAAUCUAUAAAGAAAUUAAUUUCUGCUUGUUAGCCUGCAUUCACUCAGACUGUUGCUCGUAUAAUUCACCGGCGGGUGUUUUUAAUCCCGAGCUGUCAUACAGUAUCUAUAGGCUGUACAGCUGCUCGUAUCACCGUAUGACUAACAUUAUUUAUAUCAUUUAUUCAUAAAAAAAAAUUUGAACUCUCAAUAUAUGCUUCAGUGCGGGAUAUAAAGUCGUGAGAGAUACAUGAUAUUGUCGCCAAGACCGUUCAAUCAUUUUCAUGACAUUUAAUUCGUAAAAAGACUUUGAUUCCCGAACUGGUUCUGAGGCUCGACUAUCUGUCACCGGAAAAACUUUUAUCCGGCGUGUUGCCUCGUUACCACAACCUCUUCACCAGUUUUCAAGGACGAUCUGGUGUUGCUGGGGCUGUGCAGGACGAGACUGCUGAAGUGAAUCUAGAGGAUGACGAAGUGUAAAACAGACUGCAUCGAGAGGCCUCUGUCUCUGGCAUUUGAAAAGCUUGGUCGUGUUGUUGGUAGAUAUCCGUUUGUGUUUCUUUUAUCAGCUGUAUGUGUAGCUGCUUCCCUCGGAGGUGGUUUCAAGUUUCUUCAGGAGAGGAAGGCCAAUGAUAUUGAAGAACAGUUUAUACCUGUCAAUGGACCUGCCAAGUUGGAAAGGGCGAUCGUGGUGGAAAAUUUCCCACAAUCUGAAGAGUUUUCUCAGUUUCGGCUUGUGUCUGAAGGCACUUUUGCCUCUUUGAUCAUCACAGGCUUGCAUGGUGAAAAUAUAUUAACUGAAGCUGCUUUUAAUGACAUUAUAGAGCUAGACAGACGAGUGAAAAGUAUAUCGACAGGACUGAACGCUUUUGACAAGCUCUGUGCCAAAACAAAGGGAAGGUGCAUGUCAAAUGCGGUUUUAGACAUUAUAAAUUACAAUGCUACUGAAAUCGUUUCUUCAAACAUAAAAUAUCCAAUGAAUAAUGGCAUGUUUUUGGGAACAACCAUCGGCGGUGUGGAGCUAAAGCCAAAUAGCUCAGAGAUCAUCAGUGCCAAAGCGGUCAGGCUUUUUUAUUUCUUAGAUGAGAAGAAGACAAAAGAAAACUCUGACUGGCUUGAUGGCUUUCUAAAACUCCUCUCAAAUGCUACAGAGCAGAAAACGGUCCAUGUGUCUUACUUUACAUCAGUAUCAAGACAGAAUGAGCUCGAGACCAAUUCAGACUCCAUCAUCCCCCUCUUCUCUGUUACGUAUUCCCUGGCCAUUACCAUUUCAAUUAUGUCUUGUUCAAGGUUAGACAGUGUCAGGACGAAGGUGUGGGUGGCCACGUUCGGCGUCGUCUCCGCUGGUUUGGCCGUGUUGGCCAGCUUUGGACUGCUGCUGUUCUGCGGGAUGCCGUUUGCCAUGACCGUGGGCUCAGCCCCCUUUCUGAUCCUUGGUGUUGGUGUAGAUGACAUGUUCAUUAUGAUCUCCUGCUGGCAGAAGACUGAAGUUAAUAAAGCUGUUGAGGUUCGUUUAGCAGAAACGUAUAAAGAGGCCGGCGUGUCCAUCACUAUCACCACGCUGACAGAUGUGAUGGCUUUCUACAUCGGUCUCAUGACGCCCUUCCGCUCAGUCCAGUCUUUCUGCAUGUACACCAGCACAGCUCUUCUCUUCUGCUACAUCUUCAACAUCACCUUCUUCGGCGCGUGUCUCGCACUCAACGGACGGAGAGAGAAAGGCAACAGACACUGGCUGACCUGCAUGAAAGUCCCAGAAGCCACUGGUGAUGGUGGAGGUUGUUGUGUCGGUGGGGCGUAUGAUAAAAUCACACAGAAGGAAUUCGAAAUGCCAGUGGAUUCAUUCUUUAAAAACUAUUACGGCCCUUUUCUGACAAGAGCGUGGGUUAAGACGCUCGUGUGUGUGAUCUAUGCCGGGUAUUUGGCAGUGAGUAUCUAUGGAUGCUUCCAAAUGCAGGAAGGUCUAGAUCUGAAACAUUUAGCAGCAGACGGCUCAUAUGUUGGCAGUUACUAUGACAAAGAAGAUGAAUUCUUCUCUUCCUAUGGUCCCAAUGUCAUGUUAGUUAUAAAGGAUGAAAACUUUCAGUACUGGAACCCAACUGCUCGCAAAAGUCUCGACUUGUGUUUGGAGAAUUUUCAGAAUCUGACAAUGGCUCGUUCAGGCAUUCCGCCUGUUUCUUGGCUGAAUUCAUACAUGCAGUUUGGACAGAGAGCGGGUGUCAAUUUAGACGAUGAAAUGCAAUUCAAAAGCUAUUUAACUGCAUUUCUUAAUCAGUCUGGAUUUAGUCAAGACGUUAAUUUCACUAACAGUCAAAUUCAUGCAUCACGAAUGUUCAUUCCGACUGUGAACAUCCGCACAGCGGUCGAUGAGAAGAACAUGCUGAAUGCAUUUAGAGAAACCGCAGAAAAAUGUGGGAAGUUGCAGACGCCCGUUGAUCUGAUAGUGUACCACGCUGCUUUCAUCUAUUUCGACCAAUAUGCCGUCAUCAUCAGCAAUACAAUCCAAAACUUAGUGGUCGCUACAUGUGUGAUGUUAGUCAUUUCACUCCUGUUGAUCCCAAACCCUCUCUGCUCUCUCUGGGUUACUAUUUCUAUCGCAUCUGUCAUUGUGGGAGUGGCCGGAUUCAUGGCAUUGUGGGAUGUUAGUUUAGACUCCGUUUCUAUGAUUAAUCUUGUGAUUUGUAUCGGGUUUUCUGUCGACUUCUCUGCUCACAUAUGCUAUGCUUUUGUGUCGAGUGAACAGUCCUCAGUGAAUGAGAAAGCCACGGAUGCCCUCACUAAACUGGGCUAUCCCAUCAUUCAGGGGGCCGUGUCCACUAUCGCAGGAGUGGUGGUGCUCUCGACUGCCAAAAGCUACCUCUUCAGGACCUUCUUCAAAAUCAUGUUCUUAGUCAUUCUGUUCGGGGCCGUCCAUGGCCUUGUGUUCAUACCGGUGUUCCUGACCUUCCUCAGCACUUGUAGUAGCAGUCAAGAAAAAAACAAGACAAAUCUUCCGAUGCAAAACCACAUGACUGCUUUUCCUCAACAUUCACUUGUGAGUCAGAACGAGUCUGCUGAUCCUGACUGUUACUUUUCUGAAAAAAUUCACCUGUAGAAUUUAUUAUUCAAGCUGAAUUUCUCAAUAUACUGUUAUGCUCUAGUAUUUUGUGUAUUUAAUCAAGUUUAUCUUUUUAUUUUCAUCCUUGUCAGUAUUAUUUUCAAUGCAGUUCUGUUGAAUUUGCACAUCUAUUCGUUUUAACUCAUGAAUACUAACACAACUUCACAUUUGUAAUCCAGUUACGCUCAAGUACAUUGAUUAAACCACAUUACUAAACAUUGGGAAUUUUAUGUUUGGAAUUAAAAGAACAGCGUAACUGUCACUGAAGUGAACGAGUGAGUAAUUUAUGACAGUAUUUGCAUGAAUGCAUAAACACCUCUGCCGCUGAUAUUCUCUGCUGUCUCUGCUUGUUUGCAGUGUAAGAGUAAAUAAAAAACUGGUGCUUCAUAUUA